GUGUCUUUUUUUGUGUUUUUUAAAUAAAGCCCCACCGAUCGAAGAUGGAUGUCUCGUUUUGUCCGACCAAAUGUAGUUUUUGGAAGGUUUUCUGGCUCUGGAGCAUUUGGGGGGACUACUUGGUUUCCGUUUGGGGUUGCCCUGCCAACUGCCUUUGCAACAAGACCGACAUCAGUUGCAAAAAACCGGACGACGGCAACCUCUUCCCUCUGCUGGAGGGGCAAGAUUCGGGAUCCACCAAUGGAAAUGCCAGCAUCAACAUCACGGAUAUCUCUAGGAAUAUCACUUCGAUAUACAUAGAGUACUGGAAGAAUUUGCAGACUUUGCAUGCCGUAGACAUGGAGCUGUACACAGGACUCCAGAGAUUGACAAUCACGAACUCAGGGCUCCGAAGCAUCCAGCCGCGGGCGUUCGAUAAGAAUCCUCACUUACAUUACAUAAAUCUCUCAGGUAACCGGCUGACCACUCUUUCGUGGUUACUCUUCAAGACACUGAGGCUUACGGAAUUGAAGUUGGAAAAUAAUAUUUUUAACUGCAGCUGUGAUAUCCGUUGGAUCCAGCUGUGGCAGGAGAGAGAAGAAGCCAAUUUGCAGAACCAGGACUUGUACUGCACAAGCAUGGAGACCAGUCACAUACACAUACAGGAGCUGAAUAUCAACCAGUGUGAUUUGCCCGAGAUCAGUGUCAGCCAUGUGAAUCUGACCGUCUGUGAAGGUGAAAAUGCUGUUAUCACAUGCAAUGGGUCCGGUUCUCCUUUGCCAGAUGUUGACUGGAUUGUGGUCAACCUGCGCUCUAUCAACACGCAUCAGACAAAUGCCAACUGGACUAAUGUUCAUUCCAUCAAUUUAACCCUGGUGAAUGUAACCAGUGAAGACAAUGGGUUCCUGCUCACAUGCAUAGCUGAGAAUGUGGUAGGAAUGUCUAAUGCCAGCGUACUUCUCACUGUAUACUCUCCUCCCCGUAUCCUCAGCCUACUGGAACCUAUUCGGCAUAUGGAACACUGUAUUGAGUUUUCGGUGCAUGGGAACCCUCCACCCCAAAUUCAUUGGCUGUACAAUGGCCAGUUUCUUAGACAGACGGCCUUCAUCCACAUGGAUGUCUACCAGGGUGGGGAUAUCACAGAUGGCUGUUUGCUGUUCAACCAUCCCACUCAUUACAACAAUGGCAACUACACCAUCGUGGCUACCAACUACUUGGGAACAGCCAACCAGACCGUCAGAGGACAUUUUUUGGAGAAACCAUUUCCAAGCAUUUCAGAUAUCUUUGUCACAUAUGAGUACAGUCCAAGCCCUUCCCCUCUUAUCACAGUGACACAUAAGCCAGAGGAAGACACCUUGGGAGUAUCUAUCGCAGUGGGUCUUGCGGCUUUUGCCUGUGUUCUCCUGGUGGUCCUAUUUAUUAUGAUCAACAAAUAUGGACGGCGAUCAAAGUUUGGAAUGAAAGGUCCUGUGGCUGUAAUCAGUGGAGAAGAGGAUUCUGCCAGCCCUCUUCAUCACAUCAACCAUGGCAUCACCACACCUUCAUCUUUGGACACUGGCCCAGACACAGUGGUGAUCGGUAUGACCCGGAUUCCUGUCAUCGAAAACCCACAAUAUUUCCGACAAGGCCACAACUGCCAUAAACCAGACACAUAUGUACAGUAUAUUAAGAGAAGAGACAUCAUCCUUAAGAGAGAACUGGGCGAAGGUGCUUUUGGGAAGGUGUUCCUGGCUGAGUGCUAUAACCUCAGUCCCACCAAGGACAAGAUGCUGGUAGCUGUGAAGGCUCUCAAGGACCCAACUUUGGCUGCCCGCAAAGACUUCCAGAGGGAGGCAGAGCUGCUCACCAACCUGCAACAUGACCAUAUUGUAAAGUUUUAUGGUGUCUGUGGCGAAGGAGAUCCACUCAUCAUGGUCUUCGAAUACAUGAAGCACGGGGACUUGAAUAAGUUUCUGAGGGCACACGGGCCGGAUGCAAUGAUCCUCGUGGAUGGACAACCUCGGCAAGUCAAAGGGGAAUUGGGACUUUCUCAAAUGCUGCACAUUGCUAGCCAGAUUGCCUCGGGGAUGGUCUAUCUUGCCUCCCAGCACUUUGUACACAGAGACCUGGCCACGAGGAACUGCUUGGUGGGAGUUAAUCUACUGGUGAAGAUUGGUGACUUUGGAAUGUCCAGAGAUGUCUACAGCACGGAUUAUUACAGGGAAGUGACACAUCCGAAGGGCUAUUACAGCAGAACGUGGCAGCAGCAGAGACUAACAGCCAUGGCAGCUACACCAGUUGGGGGACACACCAUGCUACCAAUCCGCUGGAUGCCUCCUGAAAGCAUUAUGUACCGGAAGUUCACCACAGAGAGCGAUGUCUGGAGUUUUGGAGUAAUUCUCUGGGAGAUCUUCACAUAUGGAAAACAGCCCUGGUUCCAACUGUCAAAUACAGAGGUCAUUGAGUGCAUCACCCAAGGCCGUGUCCUGGAGAGGCCCCGGGUUUGCCCCAAGGAAAUUUAUGAUAUCAUGCUGGGAUGCUGGCAGAGAGAACCUCAGCAGAGGCUGAACAUUAAGGAAAUCUACAAGCUUCUCCAUGCUCUGGGCAAAGCCACCCCAAUCUACUUAGACAUCCUUGGCUAGCAGCAACCAAGCUUUGAAGUUGUUGCUGUGUCUUUUUUCUCCCCACCCUACCUCUCCCUUGACCUCAAGCCAACAUAUUCAUAUAAACUCAAGUGCCUGCUAUACAUACAACACUGAAACGAACAAAAUGGAAAGAGACAAGUUAAAGGGAAACGUGGAAAGCCUCAGUCGUAUGUAAGGCAGUUGGGGCUAUAGACAAAGAGAGAAAGAGAGAGAGAGAGCGAGAGAGAAAGGAAGAGCCUUCGCUCCCGUAGCUGCUGCUAUUAAAAAUAUAACAUCCCAGAAGCAGAAGGAAAAUGUGAGAGGGAUUGAAAGAUUUCUACAGUAUUAAAAAGAACAUGAGGGAAAAAAAAAACAAUAUUUAACUUAAGAUAUGGAAUUGCAAAUCCCACAGUGUCCUUUAGAUUCUUGCUAUUGGGUAGAGUUCAAUUCACUUGGAAACAUUGCACAACAACAACAAAAGAAAAGUUGAAGAAAGUGUGCCUAAUCGGGCACCGAACUGGCAAUGGUCCUGUUAUUCCACGACGAUUGUCCCCUGGAGUAACUUCCUUUUAAGAUAUCUCAUCUACCAUCUUAAUACCAUCAACCCCACCUUGCCCUUCUGCUUUAACAAUUCUGGAACCUCCGUUGUCUCCAGCAUAUCUCAUUCUACUUCAAGGUUUCUGAUUCUCUCCUGUGUGCAAAUGUUUCAGUUUUGGAAUAUAUACCAUUCGGAAGAUUCACUUCACUUACUGGUCAAAUGAAGCAUCAGAGGAACUUCCACCUGGCUGCAAAGAAACAAGAAUGGAUCUAGUAUUGUUUACCUGAUUGUUUUCAUCUUUCCCUUCCUUUUCAAAUGAGAGUCCUGGAAAUAAUCUCAAGGACCCAAACAAAUCUCUGCAAUAGCCAUAUGUGAAGAAAGCUUAUGAAGUAGAUAUCUUGGAGACAAAAUCCCAGCAAGUCUCACUGGAAUAAUUCUAGAUAUGCAAAACACAGAUACGGCAAUUACAACUAUUGCAUUGACAACUAUUGACCCAGCUGUCAAUUCCAACGAAGUGGCUUGAGAGCCAUGAUCUCAGUGGAGGCAGUCCCCCUAAUUUUAUAUAUAUAUAAAAUUCAUAGUGAUUUUUUGCUGCACUUUCCCCCCUGCUUCUUGUAAAGAAUAUUUUACAGUUCUGAUCUAAUCCAACUUCUCAUCAAUCCUAUGUCUGGUAGGUAAUCUGUCCCCAUUCUGGACAUACUGGAAAGAAAGAGGUAUGUCUGAAGGCUCCACAGAGAGUUUACGAUGAAGCACAAAGUAGAAUCCAAAUAUUCUCUAUGUUUACUUCCUCUACUGUGACCUGGGUCAGUCUGUAUCUCUUACCACUUCAGUGAGGAGUGGAUGUUCUCCAUGGUUGUAUCUUAGAAUCCAGCUGAAAUAUUAAUUGAAAGGGGCUGGGUCCCCUCUGAUCAACCCACGGUGAUUCCUCCUAUCCCACCUCCCUCCGUGUUUCUCUAUCCUCCCCAUCCUUUCUGCCUUGGCUUGCCAACCGAUUUUUACCCAAUAAACUUACCAAAAAGAAAACCCAGGGUUGGAAUCUGUUCAGCAGCUAAAAAAGGCAUAAACAGCUGCACCUCCCCUCUACCUCUUCCUUUCUAGUCAAUAUUCCUCUCACAUUAGCAACCUCCUGAAAAAACUGUUGCAUCUUCUCUCAAGACACUGUGAAUGGAGCUCCAUAGGCAGCUUGGCAGCAAGGUGGGGAAGAAGGUAAGGAAGGGGCUUUAGGAGAUGGCAAGCUGUGAUGGACAACGGAAAGCAAAUUUGGGAUGAAAGGAGAGAAUAAUAAAAAGGGCCUUCCUGAUCAUGUUUUGUUGGGGGGGUGUUGAAAGCUAAUGGAGAGCGAUCAAGUCAUUGGCUUAUGCAGUUGGGAGAUACAUGAAAUAUCUUUGGUUUAUUUUGCUCAUGUCAGAUUGGGAGGAGAGCAUUUCUUCUCUACAGAAUUUGGCUGUGGUCAAGCUAACCUCUUGAGACAAGUCUCCCACAAAGACUAAAUGAAUAGUGGGAGGCUCAGGGUAUCAAUGGGACUUUUUUUUUUUUCAGUCCACGUUGCUAAGUGAAAUGAAUACACUUUGCACUUUCUGGAUGAUGGGGCAGAACAGAACACCGCUAUUCUUCUGAUUCUGCACUUCUCUGGAAUUUGUGAUGCUGUUCUUAACCCAAAACGUGCGUGCAAAAGGAAAGGAAAGGAAAAAAAAAAAAGCAUGCGUCGGGGAAGGGUUGUGUACAAAAAAUAUGUAUAUCAGGGAAAUAAAGCAUACAAAAUGAAUAUACUAGGGAAUUUGCGUACAAAAAUAAAUGCCUUCAGGGGAGGUUUACCUGCAGAAAUGACAUGGACUUCCGAUGGAAUGGACUUUCAAAGGAGUACGUGAAAAACGGAAAAAAACACCAUCUGAUCUUUACAUUCCUGGGUAAAAUAUGUCCAAGAGAGAAAAAUACUGCCAGAAGAAGCCUCUUCUCCAGCCUCUUGACGGAGCUAUUUGGGUAGCUGACCCAAUGUUUGUGCCUCAGUGGAAAUUUAGACGUGGCCGAAGCUUGCACUCGUUGUGAUAGUGAAUGUUUUCUUUUGAAAUGAGAGGGUUCAGGGCAAAGAGUGGGGAGACCAAUACAGAACAGAGGUUUGUCGAGUUAGAACCAAGGAGUGCAAAAAUUGGCUUAAAGUGGACUCCCCCAAGUUGCAGCACCUAAUUCACUUGGCUGAUCUCCAAAACGUUAAGCACAUUUGGAUUAGAUUAGUAAUUGAAUGGGAGACCACCAGGAAAUGUUAGGGGUGUGUGGUCCAUGAAGUCAACUGGAACUGAGUUUGACCCCAGAGAGUCUUUAUAUCUACACUGCAGAUAUAGAUAUGUAUUUAACCAUCUAUCCCUCUCUUUAGGGACUCAUAAUCACUGCAUAUCUAAGAAGUGGGUUUGGAGAAGUGAAAUUUCUUAAUACGUUGUUAUUGCACUCUCACCAAAACACAGUUCUCAGGAUUCUUUAGGAGAAGCUGCAACAUUUUUAAAAAAUUGUAUUGAAAUAUCUAGGUUUGUAGCGAGUCGGUGUCCUUAAUAUAUCUAAUAGCUUUGACAUCAGUGUUGAAGGCUUAGUCUCUCCCACGUUAUGCACAUUGCAUAAGUGAACUGAGAAUGCAUUUGGAUAUUAUUUGUUCCUGGACCAAAGGGGAUCUAAAUAAUGAACCCCCGUUAUGUAGUUAUCUUGGAAAUUAAAGUUACAAAAGGAUUGUGCACAUCUGGGAGGAGACCAAGAAAUCCUUGAGAGAAACCAUGUGCAACCUUCAUUUAAUCUUCCUUACAGAUUAUUUUGUCUGCAAUACCUGUAUGUUUGACCAGCUUUAAUGAAUGGUGUCAUUGGCUGAAUAUGUAAAAAGCUUGGGUUUGUGAAAUAUUCCAGGUCACCACCAUUUUCAUCAUUGUCAUGAUCAUCACCAUCAUCACCACUUCUACCACACUACCAAUUUCUGUAAUAUUAUGCAGAGCAAGAAACUUAAAAAGGCACAAAUACCUAAGAAUCCUGCAGUCUCAAAUUUGAGAAAAAGAAAGAAAGAAAGAAAGAAGAAGAAGAAGAAGAAGAAGAAGAAGAAGAAGAAGAAGAAGAAGAAGAAGAAGAAGAAGAAGAAGAAGAAGAAGAAGAAGAAGAAGAAGAAGAAGAAGAAGAAGACAAUAACAAUGAAUAGAUGGACUUCGCAUUCAACUGGCGUUAUCAAAAAUCGUAUCAAACUGGGAAAAAAAAUCAAGAAUAUGUUUAGGCUUUACCCUUUGCCAGUUUCUUAUAAGGAUAUAAGAAGAUCAUUUUGUGGGCAUCCAAAACACAAAGAGGUGCAAUUGAUGCCACUUGUUGGAUUUUAAAUCCGGUCCUUCCAUGAGUCUCCUAUCUGACUUAUCUUGCUCUUUGGGAGACAGGAGGAAAUGGCACAUGGGGAAAGGAACAUCUUCUUCAUAUCUGGGAAAUAAUAUAGCCUCUGUCUAAAUCAUGUCUAGAGAAAUUAGUGGUGGAGUGGUGGGAAAGAGUGAAGGAUUUGUUCUCCUCCCCCAAUUAUUCCAUUGACACAUUAGGACUGAAUUCAGUUUUCCAGUUUUAAACUAAGGUCUACAUUGAGAAAAAAAAAAAAAAGAACCAUUCUGGCUUGGGAAACCACUUGGAGCUGUAACCCAUUCAUUUUUUCAUGAACACAUUUAUACACCUAGGAACACAUGCUUUCUAAGAAUCAUCGUGGAACACGAUGAAGUUGAUUCCCUCCUUGCCUCUAAGGAUCCUUAUCCUAAUGUUCUUUCUUGGGUGCUAUUAAGUAGAGAGGAAACAGUAAAUUUGAUAAAGAGUUACUGAUGAGAAGGAUAAAGCAUCUCUCCUGACAUAAUCUUGAUCAAGAUUGCUGUUUCUUAGCAGCUAAUGACAAUGGAUAAAGAACAAUCUUGAUAAGGUUCAUUGGGGGAAAGGACGGGGUUAAACAGUUCCUUCUCUGCUUGCUUCUCACCAGUCAUCUUUACCACAAAGGAUGGGUUUUUUUUUUUGCUGUUAACAGUAUUGAGGAGGUUUGUUGCCUGCUCAAUAGAUGAUUAGCUGUUUUUGCAAGGAAAAUAGUGUAGGGUUUGCGUGUAUGUGCAUAUGUGCACGUGCACACUUUCCUAAAGUCACCCUCUCUCCAAAACUUCUAUACAUUCCCCAUCUGUUGUCCUCUUUUAAAAAAAAAAAAAAAAAAAAAUCUCAGUUCCACUAUUAUGCCAUCUGUCAUCAUUUGUCUGGAGUUUUUAUUUCAUAUUGGAACAGUCCAUCUUCAAAUACUGCUUGGGAUGUAAAGGUUAUAAUAUGUGCGAUGCAUGAAAUGGAAAUGACAGCAACGUAUUUUGGAUGUGUGGGAGGCAAAAGGCAGUGUUUUAAAAGUUUGGUUAUUUAAAAAAGUGAAGCCAAAUCGUCUGUAUUAGGAGAAAAAGAGUUGCCAAGAUGGAAAUUAUCUUAUUGGGGGCCGUUGCGACCAUAAAUAAUAAAAGCAAACAUAAAUGACCAA
Crotalus tigris (Tiger rattlesnake) is the source of this 7618-nucleotide messenger RNA. RefSeq names its product neurotrophic receptor tyrosine kinase 3 (gene NTRK3). Lineage: Eukaryota; Metazoa; Chordata; Lepidosauria; Squamata; Viperidae. Bases 45 to 2600 code for a protein of 851 amino acids. Gene Ontology annotation, cellular component: signaling receptor complex; plasma membrane; axon. The transcript is spliced from 19 exons. Gene Ontology annotation, molecular function: transmembrane receptor protein tyrosine kinase activity; ATP binding; neurotrophin receptor activity. The record is from RefSeq and is a predicted model, not a curated record. Gene Ontology annotation, biological process: protein phosphorylation; multicellular organism development; regulation of phosphatidylinositol 3-kinase/protein kinase B signal transduction.